Molecule: messenger RNA, 5167 nt
Organism: Coturnix japonica (Japanese quail)
Lineage: Eukaryota; Metazoa; Chordata; Aves; Galliformes; Phasianidae
Source: RefSeq, a predicted model, not a curated record
GACAUCAGCUGUGAAUUCACUAACAGGUUUGCCAACUUGAGAUGCUGAACUAGGGUCACCUUGUUAUGUACUGUUUGGUAUACCUGUUGUACAACUGCAUCUCAUAUGAACUCCUGGGGGAGUCUAAGAUUUAAGGAGCAAAACAAGGCUUGGACCACACUGCAAGGACAGCUUUCUUGCCUACCAUUUUGUCUUCGCUUAUUAAAGGAUGUCUGAAUCAAAGGGUUCUGAUAAUGAGAGUUGCUCUGGUUUUGAACUGCUGGAUUUCGAGACUGCUUUGGAGCAGUUCCAGGAACUAGUUGAAAAAACAGUAACCCAGAAGACAAAGGAAAGAUUAGGCUUGUACAUUAAGGAUGAUGAUGAGAUAGAUUAUGAUGAGUUCUAUAGAACCACGCUGACACUUUUUGGUCCAGAUGUCAAGGAGCAUAAUGUUAAGGUCUUUUUCAAGAAGAUAUGCAACAAUCCUGAUGCAAGUACAGAAUGGUGUGAGAUUUUUGGCUAUUUCAUAGGAGGAAAUGGUGCCAUGCCUUCCCGUCCGCAAGGAGAAAGCACGGUUUUCCUUACAUCUGAAAAACAGCAGAUUACUUAUCCAGUUGUCAAGCAUCGAGAUAUGCUUACAAGCAUGGUGAAGGUGCCCCAUCUGGAUUUCACUGUAACAUCCUCUCAGAAAGGAGUGCUAGCUAUUUUGAACAACAAGAUGAAAGUCCUGGCAACCACCAUUGUUAAAGAUGCUGCUUGGAUCAAUGGAUGUGAUUACCUAACUCAGCUGAAAUGUGUUGUGGCUGUAACUGAAAGAACAGUUGUCGUAUGGGACUACAAGUCAAUACAGAAACAGAGUAGUUACGUUAUCAUCAAACCAAUGGAAAACAGUCUGCUCUGUGUUUGCACCGUAACUAUGUCUGAUCAACUGGCUGAGGAUACCAUCCUAAUAGGAGACGACAAAGGUUAUGUUUACCUGCUCAAAGUAACCAGUGAUCAUUUGGGAAUGAAGCAAUGUAAAGAUAAAAAACAAUCUCAAGCUCAGAUCUUGGAUUCCAAAGAUUUUAACAUUGUUAAACGCAAGCUACAUGAUGACUGGGUUUUGAAAGUGAAAUAUAUUUCUGACCUAAACUGUUUUGGAUCCUGCUCCUCGGACAGCAUUCGUUCAUUUGUUUUGGAUGACAUAAAGCGACUAGAGGACAACUUACCUGUAAAGGAAUUUUCUGUUCCUAAAGGAGUCAAUGCCUUCACGUAUUGUGGAAAAGCAAAGGUCAUUGUCACUGGGGGUAAGUAUGAGGCUUAUAUAUUUUUGAAAGAGAGUCAUUUUUACCAAGAUAUUGUUCUGUUACACAAAAUUAAAAGGGAAAGCAAUAGGGCUAUAAGUGAAAAUCCUAAAAUUUUUAUUGUAUGGGAUCUACAGACCCUUUCAAUGCUACAGGUCUUCCAGGAUGAAGAGAGUCCUAAAGGAAUUGAGCCCCUUGUCAUGGUAUUUGACAAUGCUCGUGGCACACUUAUCACAGGUGCAACUGUCAUUGAUAUUUAUCCCCUAACACAAAUGAUAGAAGAUACAAAACAGGUCCCAAAGACACAUGAGAAAAGCAUAAAUGUUCUGGCUUAUAACAGGGCUUUUCAUCAAAUCCUCACUGUCUGCUCUGAGUCAAUACUGAAGGUCUGGGAUCUAGAAACAGGAUAUCAAAUAUAUCAGAUUGAAGAUGCACAUGGGCUGAACAUUGAAGUGACCUGUGCAGCAAUUGAAACAAAUGGUUUUUAUCUUGCUACUGGGGCUUGUGAUGGAACAGUGAAAAUUUGGGAUUUUGGCAGUGGACAGGAAGUUAAAGCCUUGCCUUUGACCCAGCACAGCAAAGAUGAGCACUGCCUGCUGAAGUUAGAAUAUCUGAAGGCUAAUAAGAGUCAGCAUGUUGUUCUCAUUUUGGAACAGAGUGGGAAGAUGAAAAUCAUUCAGGGUAAUGAAAUUCAAAGAUAUCUAGAGGUUACAUGGGUGCUUCCUGAGGCAGUGUUGUUUCUACAAAGAAGUCCAGUUAAAUUUCUGUCACUAAAUCCAGCCACUUUACAAAAACACGAAUUUUUUCCAGAUAUCCAGCUACCAUCUGAUGACACCAGUUCUCUAAGCAGCGAUACGGAGGGAUUUGUACCUUCUGUGGAAAUGAAGUGCUUUGAUGUGUUAAAAGUAGAAGCACAUAGCUUGAUAACUACAGGAAGUGAAAAUGGUGCAGUAAUUCUGUGGGAUUUUGAAUCUGCUUCUGUCAGAUACAUGUAUAAAGUUAAUGACAGCAGCCAGGCUUCAGUUCCUCAAGCAUCAGGAGUCAAUGCUGUGUUAUUCCUUGUGUAUAGUGCUUCCUCUUCCAGGAAAAUUAGCUCUCUAUCCUCUACUGCUGUUGGGAGUAGUGAUAUUGAUAAUGAUGUAAGUGAUCUCCCAGAGCACAAGAAUAGGUAUUGGAACCAGGAUAAGGAAAAUGCAAGAAGUAAUGAAGAUAAUACUCAGAUAACAGCAGGAGGAUACCCACCAGUGCUGGCUUCUGCUCAUGAAAAUGGCUACAUCUACCUAUGGAGUAUUCAGGGGAACUUACUGAAAGAAAUUUUGCCAUUUUCAAAAUAUCAUCCAGUUGCUCUGACAGCAAUGUGUACAGACCUCUCUACUAAAACGCUUCUGGCAGGCAGCAAGGAAGGACACGUUAUGUGCUGGAGCAUUGUCUCAUUCUUAGAAGAUCCAGAAAACAGUAAAAAUCAAAUAAAGGAGGAGCUCUGUUGGAAGGCACACUCUGCUGAAAUCAUUGGCUUAUUUCAUGAAGAGCAAAAACAUGUGGUAGUAACAGCAUCUGUUGAUGGUUCAGUCAGACUCUGGCAUGCCAUGAAUGGAUACUAUCUUGGUUACUUUGGGCAGCCCAGGAAAUUUGAAUUAUCGGAUAUCAGUCGAUUGAUUUUGCCUUGUGAUGUUAAAGAUGUUCCAGUGAUAAUUAAAGAGGAAAGCGAGCAUAUGGAACAGAAGAGCAAGCCAGACAGAGACAAGGGAAAAUCACUACCCAGAUCAUCUUCAGUUUUAAAAAGGGAUGGACAGGUGGAAGCAAUUCAGAACUUGAAGUUUUUCAAAGCUCUGGCUUCUCCAAAGCCCUCUAGACAACCUUUGGAGAGCAUUGUGUCAGGAACCAGAGUGACUGGUGCAGUAUAUGGGCAUCUCCCUUUAUAUAAGCUUGAGAAGCCAGCUGAAGAAAGCAUCCUACACAAUCAUCAGCGGAACAAACCUGAAGCAUCCACUCUAACUGAACCGAAAGAGGAGACAAAGCUCAAUGGAGAGCAGAAUCAAGACAAGAUAGGAGAGACCACAUCUGGUAUGGCUGACAUGAACUGACCAGAGAUAUCCCACACCAUAUUAUGUCCUGCUCAGCAAUAAAAGUCUGGAAAAAGGAUGAAAAAAGUGAGGUGAUUAAGGCGUUCAUCAUCUUAAGUAACUGCUAUGUGUGCUGUGGCCGUGCUUCCCAGCUAGUGGCUAAACAUCUGCCUUGAAGUACUGAAUGAAUUCAUUCUUUUGUUUUUCGUAUCAGAAGAAAAGCAGAGAGACCCAAUUUUAUUGAAUAGGCAAUCUACUAAUGCACUGGACUACACAGAAUUAACUAGAACAGACGCUUAUUGUAUCCUAGAGAACAAAGGAUGCUACAGGAAAGAAAUUAAAAACAGAAAAGCUUAUGAGGCUAUUUUUCUCUAGCAUCCACACUUGUAUUUCAGGUUUAAGUGUUUUAGGUAUAUCAGUUGUUCCAGAUCAUUACUAUAUUAUGGAAAGGUAUCUUAAUUAAGACAACAUUUUUCAGCACGGCAGAAACCCGUGCUUGAGCUGGCUGCAGUAGUUAGUUUGCCAGAAUUUCAUUACAGCCUUUGCUAGUGCUUUACAGAAUUUGGGAAGUUCUUUAGGUGCCCUCACCCACUGUGGCAGUUCAAUCUGAAUAGCAUCAACAACACCAGAAUGUCGGGAGCCGAAAGUCUGCGUUAUAUAUCCACCACUAUAAUAGUUCCCAUUUUUGGGGCUUGGAUUGGAUAGAGAAGGCACACAAAUGUAACUGUUAUUUUGUUCUUCAAUAUAUUUACCCAAACUUCUGUUCCCUGCAAGCAAAGUCUCAAAAGACACACCAACUAGCUGAUUGGACAGAUGUCUAAUGGAGGAAUUUGAAGCAGAAAUGUCACCCGAGUUAAGAGAAGUUUUUGAAAGUGUAUAACCUAAUUCUAUCCACUGUUCGGGAUGUGCUUGUCCAUGGAUAUCCAGAAUCAGGCCCCCUGUCAUCUGUGAUUUUGCAGUGGUCAAAAACCCCAUGUAAUCCUCCCAGGCCUGUUCUGCUUGGGGAACUCCAAAGGUGGCCUCUUCCUUUUCCCUGUUGGCAUCCAUCUUGAACCUCUGUAAGUGGUUUAAAACAAUAUGUGGAAAGAAACCAUCAGUAAUUUUGUUGAUUUCCUCAGCAAGAGCCUGAGCCACUUCUAUUGUGUAUCUGUCUUGUUUGGUAGAUACUUUACACUUGUCAUAAUUUUGAAUGCUUCCAGGAGGACACUCAUGAGAGAAAAUACAAGAAGAUGUCUCUGCAUCCCAACAGCCAGCCUCUCGGUCAGGGAUGUCUUCAGGUUCCAUUGACCCACCAUGUGGGACAGAGAGGAUCAGGUUCAUGUUGCCCACUUGAUACUCAGUGAAAUGGUUAUGGCCAAAUAUAACUUCUUGGCUGCUAGUGGGUUUCAGAGGCAAAUAUAGAAUGGAAAGGAGGAACAGAUACAUAGUUUUCAGUUCCUGCUGGAAGACUCAGCAAAAAAAAGAGUAUGGCAGUACCUGCAUAAAAGUAAAAGACAGACUUUAGAUUACUUACAAAUGGAAAUAGAUGUGUGUAGAACAGCUGCUGCUAGAAAAAUCAGUUACCAAUUAACUUGUUCUAAUUUAACUCCAAGUAGUACAAAGAAUGAAAGUACGUUCAAGAAACACAAAAAAGGAACGGGGGACUUUGUGUGGCUAGAUGUAAUUGAUACAGUUUUUCUGAAAGAGGGGAUUCUCCCAGAAUAACAGGGCCAGGGAAAUGGCAGAUUAUGGGGAAUAAAGGAGGCCCAAAGAAAGAACAAAGAUUAUUUGAUCAUAUUAUGUGACACCAAAGAAUCACUAGUUCUGAGCAUAAAUAUUUUAAAUAAACAUUUUCCUAACCAA